AUUUUGAUUUCUGGUGUACAUCAGUUGACGUCUGUUAAUAACCUAAUUUUUGUUGUCAAACUCAAAUAUUUCAUUUAUUAAAACUUUGAAAAAUAAUGAAAUUUAAAUAUAAUAAAAGGAUGUGUUAACAGAAUAGUUUUAUAAAAGUUUUAGUAAAAAGUAGUAAAAAUAUUUUUAUAACCAUGAAUAUUAUUUACAAAAACGUUUGCGUUUUUCGAAAACGCCUUAUGCCUGUUAAUAAUAAUAUGUUGAUCUUAUGUCAAAGGUUCAUAAAUAAGCCUUCUACUGAUGCUAUUGAUCAAAUUAGUUACUUAAAAAGUAGUAUUGAUAAUAAAGAGAUGGAUUGGAAAGGGAUUAAAGAAAAUGUUCUUCUAAAAAGAGGUUCUUUGAACCCAAAAAAUAUAGAUGCUGUUAUGUUAAAAGUUAUGGUUGGGGAAAAAAAAUUUGAUGCAGCAUUAUCCUAUGCUAGCUAUCUGAAAUUAUCUAGUGAUGAUUUAUCUUUAGGUGCAAUAAAUGGACUACUAAACUUUUAUUAUGAAUAUUCUAAGGAAAAUGAUCUGUCAAAGAAUGAAAAAGAAUUCAUUUUAAAUACCUAUGACCAGUUGUAUAAAAAAUAUAAAGUGCUAGACUACACUACUUGUGAAAAACUGCUUCAUGCUUUAUGUGCUAUUAAUGAAACGAAAAAGUGUAAAAGACUUUUAAGUGAUAUCCACUUAAGUUCUGUGCCAACUCAUUCAGCAUAUAGUACACUGAUAGGUACACUAUUUAAAAAUAAUAAUAAAGCUGAGGCUAUGAAAUUUAUACAAUUAAGUUUGAACGAUAAAAGACCUCUUCAGGAUGCCGCCUAUGAUGAAUGGAUUAGAUAUAUUUUCAGGAGAUAUAAAGAUAAAAAUACUAUGCUAAAAUAUUUAAAUGAAAUAUGUCUUCACAUAUCAAACAAUUGUGAAGUUGUAACUUUAACAACAGCUAAAAGACUGAAGGAAGCUUUUGAGGAGCUGAAUUUUAUUGGUAGAUUUACACAAAUAAAAAAGCAAAGUGGACAUUGUGAAUGUUGUAAUUUAAAAUUAGACUGCAUAAAGUUGUCUGAAGAUGAAUUUGCGACUCUCCAGAGGGUUGUUAAGGAAAAGUUAAUACUUGGGAACGACCUCUUUUUGAAGACAUCUCCUGAAGAGCUUAAAAGAUUUACAAGUUUUGUUGAAAAGACAGCACCUUAUGAUAUCGUUUUAGACGCAUUAAACAUAGCUUACAGCAUAGGAAAAGGUGAUGUGAAUGAAAGAAUAAAAAUACUUAACUUAGUAGUAAAUCACUUCCUAGAUCAAAAUAAGAAAAUAUUGUUUCUGGGCAGGCAGCACAUGUUGAACUGGAAGAGGGGUACAUUAAUGCAUACUGUAAAGAAAGUCUAUAGCUUUUUUACAGAUGAUAUUUCUCAGGAUGAUCCGUACUUUAUAACAGCGGCGAUACUCAGUGGACCGGAAACAGAUAUUGUAUCGCGAGAUCUUUUAAGGGGUCAUAGGUUCCUUCUGCAGCAUGAAAACCUGCAACGUUUGUUUCAAAUGUGGCAGUGGCAGCACCAAUGGAUGGUAUUCGUUCCAAGACAUAAAGCCAUCAUACAGGCCCCGCUGACAUUUACACCUUGUGCACAAAAUCAUGAUAAUAGUUGGCAUCUGCCAUAUCAACCGGAAAACAUGCUGAAUACAGGACAUCUUAAUGAUGGCACCCCUGAUUGUUCAAAUUGGCUUUGUUUAAGAGCUAAAAAUUAAAUUCAAGACUAUUUUUUACUUGUUAUGAAUGAAACUAAUGUAUAGAAAUAUAUUAAUGUGAAAUAAACAAUUUGAUGUUUG
This is a messenger RNA of Danaus plexippus (monarch butterfly), 1841 nucleotides long. It is a transcript of the gene mldr, whose product is annotated as mitochondrial ribonuclease P catalytic subunit. Bases 183 to 1760 code for a protein of 525 amino acids. Lineage: Eukaryota; Metazoa; Arthropoda; Insecta; Lepidoptera; Nymphalidae. Gene Ontology annotation, cellular component: mitochondrion; mitochondrial ribonuclease P complex. Gene Ontology annotation, biological process: mitochondrial tRNA 5'-end processing; tRNA 5'-leader removal. The record is from RefSeq and is a predicted model, not a curated record. Gene Ontology annotation, molecular function: protein binding; ribonuclease P activity. The transcript is spliced from 5 exons.